AUGUGUGCCCAAGAUUUUAAUGGUGAUGGUGACAGAAUGGCUGAUGAUGUACGUGACAAGUUAUAUGAAUGCAGUAUAAGGAGCGUGUCUCGCGGCCAUGUAAGGCGUGAGAAUGAUGUCCUGAACAGUUGGGAAAGACUGUUAAACGACAGAGAUGAUGCACGUGUGUGGAAGGCAAUAAAUUGGAACGGUGAGUAUGGCGGUGCAGCACAAGGUGAUUCUGUUCGCCCGAGUGAUGAUUAUUUCAAGGCCCAUUUUGAAGAGAUUCUUAACCAAGGUGAUGACUGUGAUAAGAAUUUGAAUGAUAUUAGUACUAAUGUCCAUAUUCCUCUCUUAGAUGACCCUAUAUCCGAACAAGAGAUUCGAGACCAGAUUCGAAACAUAAAGGUUGAUAAGGCGAGGGGUCCUGACGGUCUGUCCCCCGGGCUCUUGUCCUUGUUGCCAGCCCAGUGGAUCCUGGUACUAAGUGUUUUGUUCAACAAGGUUUUCCUAUCAGAAGUAUACCCGCAAGGGUGGUGUAAGGCAAAGCUGACUACUAUUUUUAAGAAAGGUGAUAAAUCUCAACCUAAGAAUUUUCGUGAUAUUAGCAUUAUAAACUGUUUGCCAAAACUGUACGAUAAGAUACUGUGUCAUCGCCUGAAGCAAUGGUUUAGUCCUUACCGGGAACAAGCGGGUGCUCAGUCCAGACGGGGUUGCCUUGAACACAUUGUUAGCCUUCGCAUGUUGACUGACACCGCUAGACGUAAACGUUUAAAGCUUUUCGUGACAUUCGUUGAUUUUACCAAAGCUUACGAUUUGGUCCCCAGGCGUAUAUUAAUGAAUGUGUUAAAGCGACUAGGUUGUGGUAGUGUGAUGCUCUCAGCUCUUAUCGCAAUGUAUCGUGUCACUGAGAAUAUAAUUGGUUCAGUGGUAGUCAGUGCCACGACUGGUGUCAGACAAGGUUCACCAACUUCCUGUUUUCUUUUCAUUGUACUCAUGAACGAUUUGAUUAAGCGUAUUAAAGAGAAAUUCCCACCAGAUGGUUUCCUGAAAUGGUUACACAUUUUAGUAUUAAUGGAUGACACUGUGUUACUGGCGACUACCAGGCAAGGUAUGAUAGAUAAGCUUGUUGAGGUGCAACGGUAUUGCAAUGAUUACGGCAUGAAAAUGAAUGAAGGAAAAACAAAGUUUUUUGUAAUCAAUGGUAGUGAUGGCGACUCUGAUCAAGUCGUGGUGAACGAUUCUGUUAUGGAACACUGUAUGAACUAUACAUAUCUGGGGUCUCCGUUCACCAGUGAUGGCUCAGUGUCGUCAGCUGUGGAAGUCCAUGCCAGAGAAAAGAUGUGCCACGUUUUAAAAUUUGUGUCUUUUGUGAGAAAGAAUAAUGAUAUGCCAUUUUCUGUAAAACGUCGGGUGUUCGAUGCAGUAUUAAUGUCUUCUCUUUUAUAUGGUUGUGAAUCUUGGUUUGGUGCUGAUAUGAGGCCGGUAGAGAAGUUAUAUAAUUGGUCCUUAAAGCAGAUGUUAGGAGUUAGAAAAACCACCUCCAAUAUUGUGUGCUAUUCUGAAAUAGGAUGUGCAUCUCUACCAGACCUAGUUAAAGCAAAGCAACAAAAGUUUUUAAAAUCUAUGUAUAGCGACAGGUCGCAUCUCCACGACGACCCACUGAUGCUGGUGCUUAACAUUAAAUGUACUUCAUCAUCUGAAGUCCGCCAUGAAGUAGGCAGCUGCCAGUGCAUUACUGGCUCUAUCCAGGCAUCUAGGAACAUGUGCAUCAUGAUAUUCACGGGCAACAGACGUGCAAGUUCUUGUGUGGAGUAUAUGUGUUGUGACAAGCUGCAACUGGUGUUUUGCGUUGGUGACACACGAAGAAAGGGAGGCAAGGUAAGAAUGGAGAGGCUCAGGUUCAGGUUCAAGUGA
Messenger RNA from Portunus trituberculatus (swimming crab), 1896 nucleotides. RefSeq lists its product as uncharacterized. The record is from RefSeq and is a predicted model, not a curated record. The transcript has 3 exons. Bases 1 to 1896 code for a protein of 631 amino acids. NCBI's taxonomy places the organism in Eukaryota, Metazoa, Arthropoda, Malacostraca, Decapoda, Portunidae.